GCUGCUCCCAUCAUGCUUUGCAGAAGGAAGCAGGAAGAAGGCAGGAUCAGUCAGUGAGCAGCAGAGUGGACGGCAGAAAAAACACAGACUGAUGGUGGAUGCAGAGGCACCAGUGAGGGAGGUAUGGCUGAUGCUGCCUCCUGUUUGCUCCUCUGCUCUUCUCUGGGAGCAGAGCUGAUCCUAUUACCCAUCUCCCCGCCUUCUGCCUCUCACCUUGCUGCCUCCUCUUCCUCUCUAAAACCAUGGAGGAGGUCACCAAGGUCACACCACCUCUCCUGGAGCGUCGGGUGCGCCAGCGAGAGCCCACAGUUUCAGUCCUCAAAUCCAAGCUGAAACAGGGAGUCAACUGCUCUGUGCCCAGAGUCCGAUCCACCCUGACCGGGUUCUUUCCAGUAGUGCGCUGGCUGCCUAAAUACAAGCUCCGAGAAUACAUCUGGGGCGAUGUGAUGUCCGGACUCAUUGUUGGUAUCAUCUUGGUACCCCAGGCCAUCGCCUACUGCCUGCUGGCAGGAGUGGAGCCCAUCUAUGGUUUAUACACCUCAUUUUACGCCAACAUCAUCUACUUCCUCAUGGGGACAUCCAGACAUGUCUCUGUGGGGAUCUUUAGCCUCAUGAGCCUCAUGGUUGGACAGGUGGUGGAUAAGCACAUGUUUAUGGCAGGUUUUGACCUCAAUGAGGACCCUAGCCCUGAUGUGUUUAAUGCCACACUGGGCAGUAACCUCACAGCUGGUAGUCUUCACAGUGUGGAGCUCAUGGGUCAGCAGUGUGGGAAGGAGUGUUACGCCAUCAGCAUUGCUGCGGCCCUGACAUUCCUGGCUGGCAUCUAUCAGGUCAUGAUGGCUGUGUUUCGGCUCGGCUUUGUGUCUGUAUACCUCUCGGCUCCCAUGCUCGAUGGUUUUGCCACAGGGGCCUCUUUCACCAUCCUCACCGUGCAGGCUAAAUACCUGUUGGGUCUAAAGAUCCCCCGUCACCAGGGCUACGGCACUGUUGUGGUCACCUGGUUCAACAUCUUUGCCAACAUUCAUAAGACCAACCUGUGUGACGUCAUCACUAGUGCCAUUUGUAUCUCCAUAUUAGUUGCAGGUAAAGAGAUUCAGGAGCGUUACAAGGAUCGUCUAAAGAUCCCUCUGCCGACUGAGCUGGUGGUUGUGGCAGGAGCUACGCUGGCCAGCCAUUUUGGGCAGCUCAAAAGCAAUUAUGACUCCAGUGUUUCCGGUCACAUCCCAACUGGGUUCAUUCCCCCCCAGGUGCCCAGCUUCAGUCUGAUGCCACAGUUGGCACUGGAUACCAUUCCUCUGGCUGUCAUUAGUUUUGCCUUCACGGUGUCGCUGUCCGAGAUGUUUGCCAAGAAAAAUGGCUACACGGUUCGUCCCAACCAGGAGAUGCUGGCCAUCGGCUUCUGUAACAUCAUUCCCUCCUUCUUCCACUGUUUCACAACCAGUGCAGCUUUGGCAAAAACCAUGGUGAAGGACUCAACGGGCUGCCAGACACAGAUCUCCAGUCUGAUCAGCGCCGUCGUCGUCCUUCUGGUCCUCCUCUUCUUUGCGCCUUUCUUUUACUCCCUCCAGAAGUGUGUUCUUGCCUGUAUCAUCAUUGUAAGCCUUCGGGGGGCCCUGAGGAAGUUCAAGGAUGUCCCAGCUAAGUGGCGUGCCAGCCGGAGCGAUGCCAUUGUUUGGCUGGUCGCCAUGUCAGCAACAGCCCUGAUUAGUGUUGAGGUGGGCCUUCUGGUCGGAAUAGUUUUUUCCAUGUCUUGCGUCAUCUUUAAGACUCAGAACCCAAAGGUCUCUCUCCUGGGCCGGGCCAAUGACACCGAUCUUUACGAGGACAUGGACGAGUACAAGAACCUUGUGCCACCACCUCGGGUUCAGAUCUUCCGCUUCCAGUCUCCUCUGUACUACGCUAACAAGGACUCAUUUCUCAGAUCCUUAUACAAGGCCGUUGGUGUUGAACCAUUCUUGGAGCUGACUAAGAGGAAAAAGGCAGAGAAGAAAGCCAAAGAGUUCUCCUCAAAGCCAAUGAAUGGGGAUAAAAAUGGAGAGGUCGUUAUUGGACUUGUACAAAGAGAACUGGAUUUCCACACAAUAGUUUUAGACUGCUCCGCCAUCCCAUUCAUAGACUCAACAGGCAUGGCCACAUUUAAAGGGCUGGUCAAGGAAUACAAAGAGAUUGGGGUGAGCGUGCUCUUUGCCAAUUGUAACACUUCAGUGAUCGAUACCCUGCAGAAAGCACAAUUCUUUGGGAAGAACGACAAAGACAUGAGCAGCCUGCUGUAUUAUACAGUUCAUGCUGCAGUUCUUCAUGCAAAUAGUACAUCUACAGUGGCAGAAAGCAGGUCAGAAGACUCUGCAGUGUAGAACAGCUGGAGGUAAAAGGAAUUUUUCAUUUUUUUAGGAAGCUUUGUCUGAGAAAACAUGGAGAUACCAAGAGGAUCCAAUUAGGAGGAGUAUCCUAUCAAGUACUAUUAGAUGCUUUGCAUAUUGGUCUGCCCAGUGAGGAUUCUUUCCAAGACUAAAAAAGCAAUUCCAUUGCUGGAAAGAGGGUAAUUUCAUAAAACUAGGCCAUAUGCAUAGAAAGGUGCCAUUUCUGGUUCCCCAUGAGGGAAGAAAACUGAGAAAAAGGGUGUCAUAUUUCCUAUUGCGAAAGGAUAAAUCCUACAACAACCAGGGUCCAAUGCACACAGUGCCUUCCAAGACCCCUCUCAGGCCACUCUCUUUUUAAGUACUUGGUUAGCUUUAGGCACCAAAACUACUUGGUUAAGGUUAGGAUCGGGAAAAGAUAAGGGUUUGGGGUAAAAUAAGUACUUUUGUACCUAACUCCUCAACACAGUUACGCAGGUGAUGUUAAACAUGAUGCAUUUAUGUCAAGAAUUACAUCACAAGUUAAUUUAAAACAACAACGUUGACUGUUCCAAAAGGGACACAAACAGGGUCAAAGUCCUGUGUUUGAUCCACCUUUUACGGACUUUCUACACCUUUAUACUAUGUUGCUUCACUUCCUUCUUUGCUGCUGUCAUAAUUAGGUUACCGACUAAUAACAAACCUCAAUAUGGAUUAUAAUAAACUGACUCCAGGCUCACAAUUACGUGGAUUAUCUACAAAUUUGAGUGCACUUAUUUUCGUAGGUACAACUACAAGCAGUGAAUGAGAAUUCUGUUACUCUAUCAAACGCAAUGCUUAUUGCAAUUAAAGCUGUUUUAAAUUUUUUAUAUGACUCCAAGCCUUUGGCCAAAGUCCCUAAUGGCUCCAAUCCAGGUGUCCAGAGUUCAGACAUGGAGAUUAAACUCCUGUCAGCGGUAUUUCCUGAGAUGACUAUUACAUUGGACCUCAGAAUCAUUUCUACAAGGCCUGUUAAACUCGUCCUGACUACAAAAAAAAGCACUUGUUAAUCACGGUAAUGCUUUAUAUGACUCACAAGGACUGAAACCAGGUCUCAUUAUAACAUACUUGUACUCUUGCCCUUUUCCCUGGUCACCCAACAAGGAAAGCUGUAUCUGUUCUAGAUCUGUUCUCGUAAAAAUAAAGGUGCUUCUGAACUGUAUAAUUAAACUGAAGGCAGCAGGUGAUGCCACAUAUUUUAACACAAUGUUUCGCUGCCUCUUGUCUAAUCAAAUGUUUUGUGACUUGUGACUAAGUUGUCCCAUAAUUAAAACCAAGUUUUUACUUUUUUUUCAUCCUGUUGCUGCCACAUGCACAACUAUAUAACAAAAAUAACAUUGUGUAACUUAUGUAUGUACUUCAAAAAUGAUCUAUUUUUACUGUUGCUAUUCCAUCAUGGUGUUGAUGAACUGCCGUUGUAAUUAAAUGGAGACAUUGUUUGUAAAUUUAGAUUCUCAUUUUGUAUUUUCAUAUACUUAUUUUGUCAUCAAACUUUUUUUCCAUGUAUUAAUUUAGCUUGAAACAUGAUAGUGAUAACAUAAUGUUUAGGGGAAGUCUAUUUGACUUUCAUUUUUCACAGUGUUGACAUUCAACACCAAUAUACAGUACAAACACUGCCUUAAUGUUCAAUACUUGAAUUAAACUGACUGAAAGUUUUUAGUGAA
Messenger RNA from Centropristis striata (black sea bass), 4039 nucleotides. RefSeq names its product solute carrier family 26 member 1 (gene slc26a1). The record is from RefSeq and is a predicted model, not a curated record. The transcript is spliced from 8 exons. Gene Ontology annotation, molecular function: chloride transmembrane transporter activity; oxalate transmembrane transporter activity; bicarbonate transmembrane transporter activity. Bases 243 to 2354 code for a protein of 703 amino acids. Gene Ontology annotation, cellular component: membrane. Lineage: Eukaryota; Metazoa; Chordata; Actinopteri; Perciformes; Serranidae. Gene Ontology annotation, biological process: transmembrane transport.